Molecule: messenger RNA, 906 nt
Organism: Oncorhynchus keta (chum salmon)
Lineage: Eukaryota; Metazoa; Chordata; Actinopteri; Salmoniformes; Salmonidae
Exons: 8
Coding region: 137-781 (214 amino acids)
Biological process (GO): innate immune response; regulation of apoptotic process; inflammatory response
Source: RefSeq, a predicted model, not a curated record
UCUUCAAUCUCUUCUAGAUGUCCAUGCCAGAGAGUUCAGCAGGUUCUGUUUUCUCAUCAAAGACAGAAAACAGAGGCCUUCCCUGGAGGCAGUGGACGAAGAGCAGUUCGAGGGGCUAGGGGACCUGGUGGAGCUCAUGAAAAAGUGCUGGGACCAUGAGCCCCCUAAGAGACCCCACUUCAAGGAAUGCGUCCUUGUGACAGGAAGAGUGUUUGAGAAGCACCAGAAGGGGAUACAGAAUGCCGUCAAUCAAGUACUGCUAAAACUGAACCUGGGAAGUGAGGAGGGAAGUAAAACAUCAGGUGAUGGCACCCCCAGUGUAUCUCCAAGUUCAAAGCCACCUGCAUGUCUAAAAGACAAGGUGAAUAUCUCUGCUGAUGUGAAGACUGGUUCACUCCCUCCAACACAGGAUGUGGCUGAUGGCUUGUCCUCAAAACCAAUCGACAAAGAUCAAGAUGCUACUCCCCAGUCUAGCCAGGAUCAAUCUGCAGUCAUGGAGACAAAGCAGUAUGGUGCCCAAUUUGUGGAUGAUAACAUGGAACAACUUGUUCAAAGGAUUUCCCUGGUGAUGCCAAUAGCAGAUGGCCUGUACCAGAAGAAAAUGAUCCAUUAUGAGGAUUACUCUGAAAUCACUGCGGCCCAAACCAGUAUGGCAAAGAUGAGAAAGCUAUAUGUGGCCCUGCAACCAGGAGGAUCGGUGGCUAAAUCAGCCUUUUACCAAAUUCUACUGAAACAACAAUAUCUUCUAGUCAAAGAACUGGGUGGGGUUGGCCAGAAAUGAAGUCAUAACUUGAGCGGCUUCUACAGUCUUGGUCUGGACGCACUUUUUUUCAAAUCUCACACAUUACUUCAAAAAUAUUGGUCCUUUCACACCACUGUUGUCAAAAUAAAUGUUUUUUUUUUAAA